AUGUGUCUUUCUCGAUUUGGUAGACAAGAUGGAAAGCUGGAUUUUUGGAAAACAGCGAAAAAUCUGAAUGGUUUCUGGGAUGUGAUGGUUGAUGAACAAGUCGGCAAUGAACUUCUGGAGAGACUCUCUAAAUAUGAAAUCGGCUACAUAAAAACCAUAGAUGACGUUCAGAAGCUAAUCACGGCGAAAGAGAGAGCGGAACGUCCACGCCGUCUACAUGACGAGUCAUCCGGACCGUUUUAUGACUUCGGACGCUACGGUUCUUACGAGGAUAUGGUCUCCUGGAUGCGUGCAUUGGCCAAGGACGAUCCGCGACACGUUCUUUUCCUCUCCAUCGGUACGACUCAUGAAGGCCGGUCAAUUGAUGGCGUCGAGCUCACUGCCCACUACAAGACGGACUCUACAAUACAGAAGCUUUUCGAGCAUAUCACGUUCGUCAUCGUGCCAUGCGUCAAUCCAGACGGAUAUGAAUUCACCCGCUCGUCAACAAAUCCUCAUAUCCGCCUAUGGAGGAAAAAUCGCUCGCUGAUGCAAUGCCGUGAAGAUAACUGGGGACGAAAGCGCUGUUGCCGUGGCGUAGAUUUGAAUCGGAAUUUCGACUUCCAUUUUAAGGAAACGGGUUCCAGCGAUGAUCCAUGUUCAGAAAUUUACCAGGGCACUGCGGCAUUCAGUGAACCGGAAACAAGGGCUAUUCGUGACGCGAUCCUGUCACGCCGUUAUCGCGGACGUGUCGACGCCUUCAUCACUCUCCAUACCUACUCUCAGAUUUGGAUUCAUCCCUACGGUCAUCGUAAAGACAGCUAUCCUGGCGAUAUUCGUGAAUUGUACGACGUUGGGAAAAAAGCAGCCAAAGCUCUACAAAAAGUUUAUGGUACCAAAUAUGUGGUUGGAAGCGGAGCCGAUACCGAAGAUUGGGCGAAACAUACAGGUGGAAUUAAAUUUGUCUACCUUCUUGAACUGCGACCCGACGAGAAGAACUGGGACGGCUUCAUCCUUGACGAAUCGGAGCUGAUUCCAACUGCUCGUGAAACGUGGGAGGGUGUAAAGGUGGUCGCGUCGGCGGUACUGGAACGUAUUCAACAACAGCAACCAGAAGCCAUAGAAGCCCCAAAGGCAAAGAGAUUUCGUUUUGGUGACGGUACUGAAGGCUCAUGUUACGACCUACGUCACGCCUGUAAACGCUGGGUGGCCGAAAGACCUGAACUCUGUCGAACGGUUCCAAUAUUCAUGCGGGAGAAUUGCGCCUACUCAUGUGGAAAGUGUUGA
Molecule: messenger RNA, 1266 nt
Organism: Angiostrongylus costaricensis
Lineage: Eukaryota; Metazoa; Nematoda; Chromadorea; Rhabditida; Metastrongylidae
Source: the annotation of a GenBank genome assembly